GCUCGGGCCAGCCCAUGACGGUUGGGGAGGGCAUGUACGUCGUGUACCUCGAGUACACCGAUGUGCCACCUGGCCAACACCCAGAAGACCGCCCCCGUUUUGUGGCCAAAUUCCUCAAGCGGCCCUCGUUCCCAGAUUUUGUAAGUGAAGAACCUCAUAGCUUGCCUGUGUUCUGAUACAUAUGAGCGUCUGUCCUUCACCUUCAGGCCCAUGAAGGCUUUAAGACGGUGCGACGCGCGGCCAACAAGUGGAAGGGCGAGCGCGCUACAAGCGCCAAGGAGACGGCACCCAUCCGCCACCCGCCCAUCCCGCCAGCCUCCUGGAUGGCCCCUGGGCUGAAGGAGCCGGCUGAGGAAUGGAGCGGGUGGCCUCCAGCCGUCCUCCCCUUUCACAACACACACAUCAACGUCCAGACGGACAGCCGGGGUGUCGAGGGGCGUACCGUUGUGAUAAUGCCAUUGAUGGAGGGUGAGACAGCAGACGACACAUGCAGCACUGCUUCUAUACUUUCACCUUUCUUUGGUCAGGUACCUGGGACGGACUACAGCUGGGUGAAAUCAGCGUUGCUGAGCUCAAGGGCCAUUUCGCUACGGCGUUGAGAGGGCUACAUUUCUAUCAAGAGAGGGAUGUAUCCAUUUUUGACGUCAAGGUAAGGAGACAAAGGCCACCAGAUGAGCUUCGUUUGACCUUGUCUUAAGUGGCUCUCCGUCCCCCUUUGUGGCUGCCCAGGUUGACAAUAUGGGAAUCUUCAAGGGCCAGUGAUGUGGCAGGGGCGCCCACCACAAGAGACGGACAAGGCGGUCGAGCCGCAUGGCUGCGAAGGGGGAGGGAAUGAGUGUACAUGGGGCCAUGGAUGGGUGGAUGGAUGGAUGAAUGAACGGCAGCCACACGACAGCCACACGCCGUGACACACAGGUGGAUGGUGCACCUCUCUAGCUCUAGCCACACUUGCCUACAAUGCAUUCCAAUGACGAUUGAUUGGUCGCCUGGAUGGAUGAGUUGUAGUUGUGCUUCUUUCUAGUGAGUGACGUGUGUGCGGUGUCCGUCUGCUGUGUGUGCUGCACGUUUGGCUGACCGACCGAGUUGUCGAUGCCCUUUGUCUGUGUGUAAUUUAUGUCGUGAAGUGAGUGGAGUACCCGACUGUCGCCUUAUCUCGGUAGUAAAUGCCUUUUCUGUGAUGCAUUUGUCCGGCUGCGCUUGAUUAAUUGUGUGCACGUGAGAGCGUACAUGUCCAUGGAGAGGGGAGAGCGGCGACACGCCAUACAUACCUUCAUGCAUCAUUACCUACGUGUGUCCAUCCAUUUGUGUGUGAGAGAGAGAGAGAGAGCGUCCGUCCGUCCAUGUGCAUACGAGAGAGCGCGGCGGCUUUAGUCCCAUCCAUAGUUCAUGAGGCCAUCUGUGUACGGGGAGUGUGCUGUGGGAUGGCUGUGAGACAGCAGCUUACAUGGGAGAGAGCGCCUCGGCGAGUGUGUGGUCUGCCGAAGUUUUUGUUAGUGAGAGAGCGAAGCUCGUGUUUGUAUGUCGCCCAACCAGCGGGGUUGUGUGUGUCUGAGGGAGGGGUGAAUGGGAGGGUGGCGUGUGUGGCGGCAGAGAGGCCUUUCGUCUUUCGUUGCCUACAUUUUAUAUUCGGAUGUCAGCGUUGGCACAGCGGCAUACGUACGGCGGUUUUGCUACUAGAUGAAUGAAACAUCUGGACAGAGGAGACGAA
Messenger RNA from Vitrella brassicaformis, 1708 nucleotides. The record is from the annotation of a GenBank genome assembly. NCBI's taxonomy places the organism in Eukaryota, Vitrellaceae.